Molecule: messenger RNA, 2330 nt
Organism: Sus scrofa (pig)
Lineage: Eukaryota; Metazoa; Chordata; Mammalia; Artiodactyla; Suidae
Gene: ENO2
Product: enolase 2
Biological process (GO): glycolytic process
Cellular component (GO): phosphopyruvate hydratase complex
Molecular function (GO): magnesium ion binding; phosphopyruvate hydratase activity
Source: RefSeq, a predicted model, not a curated record
UCCUACGUGCGCCUCCGCCGGCUGCUCCUGACUCAUCGGGGGCUCCGGGUCACAUGCGCCCGCCCGGCCCUAUUGGCGCCUCCCCCCGUCCGCCCCCCGCCCGCCGCCCGGGAGCCGCAGCCGCCGCCGCCACUCCCGCUCUCUCUGUGCCAUCACCGCCGCCGUCGCCAGCGCCACCACCACAGGCUGGGUCUGCAACUCUGAGGAGAUCCCAGCCAUCAUGUCCAUAGAGAAGAUCUGGGCCCGGGAGAUCCUGGACUCCCGUGGGAAUCCCACAGUGGAGGUGGAUCUCUACACUGCCAAAGGUCUCUUCCGGGCUGCGGUGCCCAGCGGAGCCUCCACUGGUAUCUAUGAGGCCCUGGAGCUAAGGGAUGGUGACAAACAGCGAUACUUAGGCAAAGGUGUCCUGAAGGCAGUGGACCACAUCAACACCACCAUCGCCCCAGCCCUCGUCAGCUCAGGCCUCUCUGUGGUGGAACAAGAGAAGCUGGACAACCUGAUGUUGGACUUGGAUGGGACUGAGAACAAGUCCAAGUUUGGGGCCAAUGCCAUCCUGGGUGUGUCCUUGGCUGUGUGUAAGGCAGGGGCGGCUGAGCGGGACUUGCCCCUCUAUCGCCACAUCGCUCAGCUGGCAGGGAACUCAGACCUCAUCCUGCCUGUGCCGGCCUUCAAUGUGAUCAACGGUGGCUCUCAUGCUGGGAACAAGCUGGCCAUGCAGGAGUUCAUGAUUCUCCCGGUGGGCGCUGAGAGCUUCCGGGAUGCCAUGCGCCUCGGGGCAGAGGUCUACCACACGCUCAAGGGUGUCAUCAAGGACAAGUAUGGCAAGGAUGCCACCAACGUGGGAGACGAAGGCGGCUUUGCCCCCAAUAUCCUGGAGAAUAGUGAAGCCCUGGAGCUGGUGAAGGAAGCCAUUGACAAGGCUGGCUACACGGAAAAGAUUGUCAUUGGCAUGGAUGUCGCUGCCUCGGAGUUUUAUCGUGAUGGCAAAUACGACUUGGACUUCAAGUCUCCUGCCGAUCCUUCCCGAUACAUCACUGGGGACCAGCUGGGGGCCCUCUACCAGGACUUUGUCAGGGACUAUCCCGUGGUCUCCAUCGAGGAUCCCUUUGACCAAGACGAUUGGGCUGCCUGGUCAAAGUUCACAGCCAACGUGGGGAUCCAGAUCGUGGGUGAUGACCUGACAGUGACCAACCCAAAGCGGAUCGAGCGGGCGGUGGAGGAGAAGGCCUGCAACUGUCUCCUGCUGAAGGUCAACCAGAUCGGCUCAGUCAGUGAAGCCAUCCAAGCGUGCAAGCUGGCCCAGGAGAACGGCUGGGGGGUCAUGGUGAGUCACCGCUCGGGAGAGACUGAGGACACGUUCAUCGCGGACCUGGUGGUGGGGCUGUGCACGGGCCAGAUCAAGACUGGUGCCCCGUGCCGUUCUGAACGUCUGGCUAAGUACAACCAGCUCAUGAGAAUUGAAGAAGAGCUGGGGGAUGAAGCUCGCUUCGCAGGACAUAAUUUCCGCAACCCCAGCGUGCUGUGAUCCCUCCACCUGCCUGGAGACUUGGAACCCCUUGCCCAUCCUCCUGGAGCCUCUUCCUUCCUGUCCUGCUUGAAAUUUCACCCCAGACACCCCGGUGGACCCCAUGCGCUGCUCCUUGGCUCGUCCAGCACCUGCUGUCUCCCCUCUCCCCGUCUCUGGGUUCCGCACUGUCCACUCCUCCCUUUCUCCUCUCCCUCCUUAAAAACUGGCCAUGGACCGAGGAUUGUAAGGCACCCACAGAAGACUGAUCAGGGUCGGUGACGGAGUAGCAGGGCUGGUUAGAGAGGGGCCCCGUGUCGCUUGUGCUUUUUGUGCUGGAUCCUGCGUUUCCAUGCCCAGGAGGCAGGAGCUGUGCAGUGCAGAGUGGUGGGGCUGGCCUGAGGCUCUAGUGUAUUAUUUAUUCAUUUAUUUAUUUUGCAUUCGUCCUGUUAACUCAUCCCUUCACCCUAACUCCAGGGCCAGAAACUGGCCUGACUGGAGGGGACCAUGUGUCUGUAUUUCAUGUGACCACAGAUGCAGCGAUAGCCUGGGGUGGGAGUCUUGCUGGAACGGCAAGGGUGGCAGAAAGGGGACUUGCUGACAGUUCCUGUGUGUGUGCCAAGCCUUAACUGCAGCCUGGCUCGGUCCAGAGGUGGGGCUGCGUGCCUGGGGGCUCUUCCCCUGUCCCUCUCUUCCCAGCCCUAGCCUCCCUGCCCUUCCUCCAGCUGCACCUGAGCACUUCUGACUCCCCCGUGCCAUGUUCCACAGCUGCCAGCAUCUCUGUGGCAUUGAAAUGUGCACCACCAUUAAAGUCUGAGUCACCGUG